Messenger RNA from Klebsormidium nitens, 1997 nucleotides. Lineage: Eukaryota; Viridiplantae; Streptophyta; Klebsormidiophyceae; Klebsormidiales; Klebsormidiaceae. The record is from the annotation of a GenBank genome assembly.
AUGAUGUAUCCAGCCUAUGCAGAGGCAGUGCUUCUGUCCUGGGCGGGCCAAAAUGACGGAGAGACCUUUGUUAAGGAGUUUUGUGAUUGGGCUUGGGAAAACUUGCAGACUAGCCAGAAGGCACGGAGAUCAGCUGCGGUUGAGCUUUUUUUGAAAGAGUUUCUGGGGGGCCAGGACUUUGACUUGGCGACAGCGGUAAAAGUCAACGGCCUGUCUGGGUCGCAAAUUCGGGUUCCGCUCCUGAACAUGUUUGUUACGAAGCUUGCAUCCGAGGAACAUCACAAAUGUCUUGAGCAGGACCAGCUCAAGCGGCUUCAAAGCUUCAUAGCGUACCUUUUGAACAGCAUCGUUGCUUCAAUUCUGAAUGCUCGCAAGAAGGAAAAGCAGGAAGCAGAGGUCAGGAAAAUCAAGGAGGAGAUACUCAGCCGAGCGCCUUGGAAGCUAGGGCUGAGAAGAAAGCACCCCUCAAAGGUUCUUCUUUGGCUCGAAGAAGAGCUCUUUCAGCUAGAAAGCAGUUUCGUAAAGGGAUUCUGGGAAGAAGGGGCGGAGAAGGGCCGGCUGGCGAGGCGCAAAGUAACGUAUCCAGCCUAUGCGGAGGCAGUGCUUCAGUCCUGGGCGGACCAAAGCGACCGGGACGAGUUCGUUGAGAAGCUUUGCGACUGGGCAUGGUGUGUUAUGAGUGACCAGGAGCGACCCUUGCUAAGAAGAGCUGCGGUUGAGUUGUUUCUGGAGGAGUUUCUAGGAGGGGAAGAGUCUGACUUGGCAACAACGGUGAACUUUGAUGGCUUGUCUGGUUCACAGAUCCUGGUUCCGCUCCUCAACAAGUUUGUUGCAAAGACUGCUACCGAGGAACACCACAAGUGUCUCAAUAAAGAGCAACUUAGGCGGCUGGAAACCCUCCUAGAAAACCUUCUGUACAACAUGUUUACGUCGAUCCUAAAUGGUCGCAAGAAAGAAGCCGAGGCAGCAGAGGUCAGGAAGGUCCAGGAGGAGAUUCUAAAUCCAUCAGCUCCCUCAUCUGAACAAACGCCAAGAUUGGUAACGUUUGGAGCGAAGCAGCAGCCAUGGAACUUUCGAGAGGCGAAGGUAACCGAGGCGCAGCCGUUUGCUGUGAGGUCAUUCUUAGCUGAGGACGAAUCUUUGAAAGCGCGGAAGGCUCCAGCCGUGGUGAUUGCCUGGGUCGAUGAACAGAUCCGUAAUUUGGACCUCCAUUUCGACGAAGCUGCGAAGGGCUAUGCAGAGAAUGCAGAGGCCCGGAAGGAGCGCCAAGCGAAGCGCAAAGCGCUCUACCCCCUCUUCGCUGACGCACUGCUGCAGUCCUGCUUGGAUGGAAACGAGGAAAGCUUCACAGAGCAGUUCUGUGAGUGGGUGUGGCGCUCUAUCGCCUGCCACCCGCGAGAGAGUCGCAGGAUGGCUGAGAUUGAGCUCUUUCUCCAAAAGUUCCUGGCGGGUAAGACAUCGAAGGCUGUGUCGCGUGACGGUCUUUGCGGAGCAGAUCUCGCAGGUCCCGUCUUUCAGGUCUUUGUUUCGAAGCUCACAGCGUCCGGCGAGCGCUUGGAUCUUGAUCCGAAGGAGAGAGAGAGGAUCCGGGACUUCCUGAGGAACUUGCUGAACCGGCUGGAAAAGGCGAUAAGCAAAGACCUCAAGAAGUUCGACUCGAACAAGAUCAAGGCCCAGAAAAUGAAGGAGGCAGUCUUAAAGCAAGCUCCUUGGAUGAAGAAGAUGUGAUGCCUAGCUUUAAUGAGGAGCCGUUUAGGUCAUCCAGAAUCUUUCUUUCAGCAUUGAAAAGCCGUUUACAAGGAAAGAUAGACGUUUGUCAAUGGAUCAUCACUUUUGUAAAUAUUGUGGCCGGUAAAGUUUUCUGAUUGUCGUCUAAUGGAGACACGGAGACGUCAGGAUGACGUUUCCUGUCGGACUCCACGCUUUUGAUUUGCUGCUUUCCAGUCAUGUGCAAGAAUCUCGAAGGCGGCACCUGUGCAUUAAUGUUAAGGAGGCGG